This is a messenger RNA of Notechis scutatus (mainland tiger snake), 1753 nucleotides long. The record is from RefSeq and is a predicted model, not a curated record. Lineage: Eukaryota; Metazoa; Chordata; Lepidosauria; Squamata; Elapidae.
GGAGCCAGCGAGGGCUGCCGGGAAAGGCGCGGCGUCGGCAGGAAGGGUGUGUGCCUGUUUGGGAGCAGAAAGCAGCGGGUCCUGGGAAGGCAGACUCUCUAGAUCAAGAUGUUCUUUACCUGUGGCCCCAAUGAAGCCAUGGUUGUCUCGGGUUUCUGCCGCAGCCCCCCAGUUAUGAUUGCUGGUGGCCGGGUGUUUGUGGUACCGUGCAUACAACAGAUUCAGAGGAUCUCACUUAACACUCUGACCUUAAAUGUGAAGAGUGAGAAAGUUUAUACCCGGCAUGGGGUCCCCAUUUCAGUCACUGGCAUUGCACAGGUGAAGAUCCAGGGCCAGAACAAAGAGAUGCUGGCAGCUGCUUGCCAAAUGUUCCUGGGCAAAUCCGAAGCAGAAGUCGCGCACAUUGCUCUGGAGACCCUGGAAGGACAUCAGAGAGCCAUCAUGGCCCAUAUGACAGUAGAGGCAAAAUUCAGACAUUACCAGAUAUUGUUUGCAAAAUGGGUGUUUUCUGGGGAUUCUGGAUUGCUUUUCCUGUCCAUCAUCUCCCCCUCUUGUCAAUUGUAGGAUUAUCUUCAUUCUCUGGGAAAAGCCCGAACUGCUCAGGUACAGAAGGACGCCAGGAUUGGAGAAGCUGAAGCCAAGAGAGAUGCUGGCAUCAAGGAAGCCACAGCCAAGCAACAGAAAUUGUCUGCUCAGUUUAUGAACGAUAUUGAGAUGGCCAAAGCUCACCGAGAUUUCGAGCUGAAGAAGGCUACUUACGACAUUGAGGUGAACACACGAAAAGCCGAAUCGGACUUGGCCUAUCAGCUGCAGGUGGCCAAGACCAAGCAGAAAAUUGAAGAGGAGAAGAUGCAGGUCUUGGUGGUGGAGCGAACUCAGCAGAUUCAGAUCCAGGAGCAGGAGAUGAUCCGUAAAGAACGGGCGCUGGAGGCCCAGGUCAAGAAACCAGCCGAAGCAGAACGUUACCGGUUGGAGAAAUUAGCCGAGGCUGAAAGGAUGCAGCUCAUCAUGCAGGCGGAGGCAGAGGCAGAAGCCAUCCGGGUGAAGGGCGAGGCUCAGGCGUACGCAGUUGAGGCCAAAGCCCGGGCUGACGCUGAGCAGAUGUCAAAGAAGGCAGAAGCUUUUAAGCAGUAUCAAGAGGUUGCCAUGGUGGACAUGCUUUUGGAGAAGCUUCCAGAGAUAGCCGAAGAGAUCAGCAAACCAUUGGCUUCCGUCAAUAAGAUCACCAUGGUGUCAAGCGGGAACGGAGAUGUGGGUGCUGCGAAGAUGACCGGGGAAGUCCUGGAAAUCAUGAAUAAGCUGCCUGACACUAUUGAGAAGCUGACCGGUGUUAGCAUCUCUCAGCAGAUGAAUCAGAAGAAACCAGGACGGAUGAACUGAUGGGGUCAGAAGGACAAGAAAAAGUCAUCUUGAGAGUGACCACCCAUGGAUCAUCAUCAAUAUGCACCCAUAUUUAGUGUUCCUCCUAUCAGUGCCCUCCUGUGAAUGCCAUACCUUUACUACGGACAAGAUUGUUGCAUGUCGAUCCGUAUCUGCAAAUGCUGAGGUCUCGUUACUCUGCUGUAAGCACCGUGAUAGCUGGUGAUGUCUCUGGGUGGACCUGCGACAUCAGUGUGUCGCACUGUGGAUCCGUUUAUACUGAUUUCCACCGUCACUUUGUAAAACAGGAUCCCGUCGUUCCUUUCCUUGAUGCUGUUUUUGUUACCUGAGCCUGCUGGUCACUAGAUACCCUUUUUUUUCCUAUAUACGUAAG